CCGAUUCACUUGGUUUCCUUGCCCAUCACCACGCAAAAGUCCUUUGUCUACUGCAUCCAUGACCAAGAAAAGACCAUAGACACGUCUUCUCCGUUCACAAGGGUGCUGUCGAGGUUACUCGGGCUCGGAGCCAAGGGCUGGCAGAAGCUCUGCGACUCAGACUUGGCCAUCAACAAGAAAACCGUUCAAUAUAUGAAGCAGUUGUUGCACAAGAUCCCGUACAACGAGGGCAGUUUACGCUCAAUUCCGUCCCAGGCGUUGCUCAAGCGCACCUUACAGAAAGAUUCUGCCAAGGACCACCUCGACGAAGACUCUCAUAAGGUCUUGACGGCGCUCCAGAUCCAGAGCUUGCCCAGUGAGAUCACCGCUAACAUGGCAGACCACUUUAUCAACCUGGUCGAUAGUCUCUUGUCCACCGACCAGAUGCACUUGCGCAAGAUCGUGUUGUGUGCGCUCGGGGCGCCCUUCACGAUUCCGUUUGGGUUGAUCCCGGUGUUGCCCAACAUUCCCUUGUUCUGGCUCAUGUUCCGCGCGUGGUGCCACUUUGAGGCAUUUCAGGGUGUUAGACAUUUACGAUUUUUGAAGGGGACCAGCAAGGAAGAGUCUCAUUUGGAGGUUGUCAAGUUUGACAAGUUGGACGAGUGCUACCAUAAUGGCGGGGCCAACAUAGAGAAGUUUGAUGGCAGUGAAAAGGUAGUGUUGAAUGAAAGGAUCAUUAAGGAGUUGGCUGAAAAGUUGCACGCACCGAAGCUAGAGGAGCUCCUAAAGGUGGCCUUGGCCCAGGAGAAG
This is a messenger RNA of Babjeviella inositovora NRRL Y-12698, 789 nucleotides long. RefSeq lists its product as uncharacterized. The record is from RefSeq and is a predicted model, not a curated record. Gene Ontology annotation, biological process: potassium ion transport; proton transmembrane transport. Lineage: Eukaryota; Fungi; Ascomycota; Pichiomycetes; Serinales. The transcript has 2 exons. The annotation marks the transcript as partial. Gene Ontology annotation, cellular component: mitochondrial inner membrane.